This is a messenger RNA of Hypomesus transpacificus, 2166 nucleotides long. Its product is annotated as anoctamin-8-like. Gene Ontology annotation, molecular function: chloride channel activity. Bases 1 to 2166 code for a protein of 721 amino acids. The record is from RefSeq and is a predicted model, not a curated record. The transcript has 12 exons. Gene Ontology annotation, cellular component: plasma membrane. NCBI's taxonomy places the organism in Eukaryota, Metazoa, Chordata, Actinopteri, Osmeriformes, Osmeridae. Gene Ontology annotation, biological process: chloride transmembrane transport.
AUGUCAACUAAGAAUGACCAAUAUGAUAUCUCUGGGGUGCAGCGUGUGAGCCCUGUGACUGGCUGUGAGGAGCUGUACUACCCCCCCUGGAGGAGGGCAGUGUUCCGCUGGAUGAUCAGCCUGCCUGUCUGCAUGCUCUGCCUGGCCUUCGUCUUCCUGGCCAUGCUGGUGUGUCUGGAGCUCCAGGAGUUUGUGAUGAGUUUGAAGGAGCUUCCAAACGUGACCCGGUUCCUCCCCAAGAUCCUGCAGGCCAUCACCGUGUCUGUGUGUGACGAGGUGUACAAGAAGAUCGCAUACUGGCUCAACGACAUGGAGAACUACCGCCUCCAGAGGGACUAUGAGAACAACCUCAUCAUCAAAAUUGUUGUUUUUCAGUUCAUCAACUCCUACCUUAGUCUGUUCUACAUCGGGUUCUACCUCAAGGAUAUGGAACGCCUGAAGGAGAUGCUGGCCACACUGCUCAUCUUCCGCCAGAUCAUGCAGAACUUUGUGGAGGUUCUCCAGCCAUACCUGUACGAGCACCACAAGCUGGGGGUGUUCACGCCCAGGGUCCUGUGGGAGCAGGCCCACACUGGGGUGCUCAAGUACGGACGCCUGGCACUAGGAAAGGCCCAGGCUUUCGUGGCGACCUACUGCAAGCAGGCCUCCAGAGGCUUAGCCCACCCUGAGACGAGAGCAUCUGAGCGGGGGAGGAGGGGAGACCUGAAGGCUGGCUUCAGGCUGUCGGAGGAGGAGUGGGAGCAGAGCGAUGGUCUGAGACACAGGAAGGUCUGUUUCACCGAGACGGUGGCCUACAACCACCCCGCCGCCACGGCAACCCCCGCCGCCACAGCGACCCAGCAGGGGGCGGGGCCUCUCAGCUUCCUGGAGGACAGCCCCACCCUGCUGGAGGAUGGCAUGCACGCCACCAGCCUGUUCACCCUGGACGACAGCGACCACGGCGACAGUGACCACGGCGACAGCGAGGCGGAGACGGCGGAUGCAGUGGCGACCAUCGCCAGUACGACCAAUGGUUCUGAAGCGGCAAGUGAGAAUGGGCGUGGCCAGGCAGACAGGAAGCAGGACAGGAAGUCAUGGAUUGAUCCUCCGCUGGAGGAGGAAGAGUGUGGCUUGACUCUGACGCAGGCGGAAAUCCAGAGCUGCAUGCAGACCUACGAGAGCACUCUGGAGGACUAUCAGGAGAUGUUCAUCCAGUUUGGCUACGUGGUCCUCUUCUCUUCUGCCUUCCCGCUGGCCGCGCUGUGCGCGCUCAUCAACAACGUGAUCGAGAUUCGCAGCGACGCCCUCAAGCUGUGCUGCGGGUUCCAGAGGCCCUUUGGAGAACGCGUGGACAACAUCGGACAGUGGCAGACGGGGAUGGAGGUCAUGGGGCUGAUUGCCAUCAUCGUGAACUGUUACCUGAUUGGCCAGUGUGGUCAGCUGCAGCGGCUGUUCCCCUGGAUGAGUCCUGAGAUGAUCAUCAUCUGUAUUGUACUGCUUGAGCACUUUGCUGUCCUGCUGAAGUACAUCAUCCAUGUAGCAAUCCCUGACGUUCCUGUGUGGGUGGCGGAGGAGAUGGCCAAGCUGGAGUACCGACGCAGGGAGGCCUUCAAGAAACACGAGAUCCAGGCCCAGCAGCACUUCCAGCAGCAGCAGCGCCAGCGCCGCGAGGAGGCGGAGCUACAGAGGCAGGCGGAGCAACAGGCCGAGGCACGCCAGGAAGGCAGCGGCAAGGCUGAGGCCCACCAGCAUCACCACGCCGCCGGGGGGGGCAAGGGGGGCGGGGGGGACAAGCCCCGCAGGCCCAACUCCCUGCUGGGCUCCAACAAGCUGAAGCAGAUCAUCCCUCUGCAGGGGAAGUUCUCGGGGUCGCCCCGCUCCCCCCAGACGCCCCCGGGCGGGGAGGUCAAGCUGCCUGCCUUCCUCAACAAGCUGCUCAACAAGUCCCCCGAGGUGAAGAAGGAGGCCGCGGCCCCCGGGGGCCCGGAGCGGCCAGGAGCCCCCGGACAGCCCUUCAGCCCGGGCAGGCUGCUGGCCCCCAGCAGGUCUGGGGGGACGGUGGUGAGUGGGGGGCCAGGGGGGCCUGGAGGGGACGGCAGCACCACGCCCGAGGAGCUGCCAUCCAGCGAGGGGGAGGGGGGCGAGGGGAGGCCCGGCGCCAUGGAGACUAACGGCUCAGGGUCGUAG